Messenger RNA from Rhodamnia argentea, 2431 nucleotides. RefSeq lists its product as uncharacterized. The transcript has 3 exons. NCBI's taxonomy places the organism in Eukaryota, Viridiplantae, Streptophyta, Magnoliopsida, Myrtales, Myrtaceae. The coding region runs from base 220 to 2424 and encodes 734 amino acids. The record is from RefSeq and is a predicted model, not a curated record.
GACUUAAGACAAAUUGUACUCUCUUUAGGGAGCCCGCUUAGCUGUAAUCUAGCGUACCUUGUCACAUACCUCAAUAUCAGUCCUCUUUCACUCUCCUCCAUAACCUCUUAUCUCUCUCUCUCUCUCUCUCUCUCACACACACACACACAACAGAUUGUUGUUCAGCAGAAGACCGAUGUUCCUGUGAACCGGUUAAGCAACAUCUUCAACAUUGGAGUCAUGAUAUUGCCAGUUAUCGCUGCUCUGAGCAGCGGCGUCGUCAUGAAGAAGAUGGAGGUGACGCAGGUUUUCUCUCCGCAUUUCAAAGACCUGUGGGAAGAAUGGGAGCUCCGCGGUGUCGUCUUCGUCAGCCUCACCCUCCAAAUCCUGCUCAUUUGUAUGGGCAAUCGCCGCAAAUUCACUCACUUUGCCUUGUUCAGGGGGGUCGUUUGGCUGGCCUACCUAACGGCCGAUGCGGUCGCAAUCUACGCGCUCGGCAUAAUCACGAACAAGGUCACGAAGUUGAACAGCCAAAGCGUGGACACGGAGACCCAGCUGAACGCCUUCUGGGCGCCAUUCCUCUUGUUACAUUUAGGAGGCCCCGACACCAUAACUGCAUAUGCCCUAGAAGACAAUGAGCUCUGGUUGCGGCACUUGUUGUCACUACUCACCCAAACUGGAGUUACAAUUUAUAUCUUCCUGAUGGCGUGGACCGAGCUGAAUAUGUCCACCCUCUCUGCCGUGAUGAUUUUUGCCGGAUUCGUCAAGUAUGGCGAAAGGGUUUAUGUUCUCUGGACCGCCAGCAGUGAGCAGUUCAGGGACUCCAUCCCUGACCCGCCUCCUAAUUAUUCCAAGAUAUUGGAGCAACAAAAGUUGAUGGAGGCCGAGGGCUACGAUGUCAUACCGCACGAAGUGAUCGAGGUCCGUGAUGUGAUUGUGGAAUACAAAGUGGAUGGUGCUGAGGGAACCCUUGAUCCGCAGCAAGGAGAAUUGCUUGCAGCCGGAGGCUUGGUCAACAUAUUCCAACGCCUUUUCGCGGAUCUCCUGCUGAGGGAAGAGGAUCGCGACACAAGUCGGUCGGUGCUCAAGGAUAUGAAUUUCCUUGCAGCCUUCAAUAUCAUCGAGAUUGAAUUGGGAAUCAUGUACGAUUUGCUCUACACGAAGGCCAAGGCAAUCCAUACUAGUUGGGGCUUCGCUCGUCGCAUAACUGGAUUUUUUCUUAUCUGCAUCGUAUUGGUACUCUUCAUCCUGAUCAAGGAUCAGCAUUACUCAGUAGCUGAUCUUUAUUUGACCUUUAUACUGCUAGCGGUGGCCAUAUUCCUGGAGAUUUAUGCUUUGGUUGUUCUUCUUUUCUCCGACAAGACGGCUCGUUGGUUGAUUAAGGAAAAGAAAUUUGCGGUCUUGAAUUUCAUCAAUCGGGUGCAACCGCUUACUAAACGGCGCCGAUGGUCGCGUCAGAUGGCUCAAUUCAGCCUAUUGAGCUUUGCGAUCAAAGAGAAGCACCUUCCUUGCCAUCAAAUCCUCGAAUUUCUCCACAUUGAUGAGAAGGUCGAGAAGCUCCGUUACAAGUAUCACGAGAAAGUGACCGAAAAUCUGAAAAAGCUAAUAAUCUCACAUUUCAAGGAAAUGCAAUCCCCACAGACCACCAGAGGAAGAGGAGUGCUCGAAAAGUUCAGAAAGUGGGAUGAUUUCAAUUGGAGCAUUAAGUUGGAGUUCGACCAAAGCAUCCUCAUUUGGCAUAUUGCGACCGAAUUGUUGUGCCACCCGAGAGCAGGAGACAGUUUGAGAGACGGCCAAUCCCAUAACAAUGGGAACAUCGAAUCCAUAUCCCAGACCAGUAAGUGCUUGUCUCGAUACAUGUUGUACAUCCUUGUCAUGUACCCCGUGAUGCUGCCAACUGGGAUCGGACGCAUCAAGUUUCGGGAAACCUAUGUUGAGGCCAUGAAAUUCUUCGACGAGUUCCACAAGACGAACAAGCCCAAAGCGCUAGAACGCGAGGACACAGACCACAAUGCACCCACUUCCCCCAGCGACGGAGACAUUGCAUUCUGCACGAAUGCUUGGCAACAGAUCAAGAACUUGGUGAAGCGCAAAUUCGACUUAACUAAUGCCUACAACGAGCUGAGGGAUCAGGUGAAGACGAAUCUGAAUUUGACGGUCUCAAAGGGAGACCGGAGCAAGUACGUGCUGUUCCACGGGUGUCGGCUCGCGUCACAGCUGGACAAGAUCGAGGAUCAAGAGAAGAAGUGGGAUAUGAUAAGCCGGGUGUGGGUUGAGAUGUUGUGUUAUGCAGCGAGUAAUUGUAAAGCGAGUUAUCAUGCGCAGCAACUGAGGAGAGGAGGAGAGCUUCUGACUCAUGUCUGGCUCAUGAUGGCUCAUUUUGGCUUGACUGAUCACUUCCAGAUUUCACCUGCCCCCGCUAUAGCUGAGCUGAUUAGGCAGUAGCACAACA